AUGCGAGAUUCUAACCCACAAUAUAGCAUGUGCCCCAAAUUACUUUGCUUAACAGCAAGACAAGACAAAGCAUGUUCCUUCUCUAGCUCAGAUACAUUCUUUCCUUCAUGUGCUCUUAGCUUAGAGACAGCCAAGAUGAUAUUUUCUCUUCAAACCUUCUCUAUGCAUGCUCUCGGUCAUCUAUAUCUAUAUCUUGAAGAGAAGGAAAAUGAGACCUAUCGCUCCAAAUCACGCUUUUCCAUUUUUGGUCCCAGUUCCUGGUUGCCUGUUCCGAAAAAAAAGGCUUGGAUGUGCAACACAGUAGCCAUGUCAAAGACUAUGCAGAGUCCUUACUGA
Molecule: messenger RNA, 336 nt
Organism: Phycomyces blakesleeanus NRRL 1555(-)
Lineage: Eukaryota; Fungi; Mucoromycota; Mucoromycetes; Mucorales; Phycomycetaceae
Exons: 3
Coding region: 1-336 (111 amino acids)
Source: RefSeq, a predicted model, not a curated record